Messenger RNA from Thrips palmi, 6395 nucleotides. Its product is annotated as NFX1-type zinc finger-containing protein 1-like. The transcript is spliced from 21 exons. Gene Ontology annotation, molecular function: zinc ion binding; helicase activity. Lineage: Eukaryota; Metazoa; Arthropoda; Insecta; Thysanoptera; Thripidae. The record is from RefSeq and is a predicted model, not a curated record. Gene Ontology annotation, biological process: regulatory ncRNA-mediated heterochromatin formation. Bases 1 to 5970 code for a protein of 1989 amino acids. Gene Ontology annotation, cellular component: nucleus; nuclear RNA-directed RNA polymerase complex.
AUGAGAGUGUUUUCACAUCAAUUUGAAGUAUUAAUUCAAACAGUUGUUCAUAGGACCCAUCCAAAACGCCGUUGCCCGCCUCUCCAUCUCCGAGGGCACGCCUCCCUGUCGCCCUCUUCGCCACCCUUCACUGGAUGUCGGAAUGGUUCCCAAGAUGCGUCGAGGAAUCCCCCAAGAGAGAUUGGAUUCAGGAAGCUGGAACAGCUAGCUAAAGACCCUCCCGUCAUUCUGGUGGAGAAGUUAAAUGAAGAAACUACUCUGGCUCUUUUCAAGCGGUUGACCUCUGAAAAGCAACUGAGGGACGAUUGGAUACGCCUCGUGGUAACCGUACUGUCGAAGGUGUGUAAGGCGGAGUACACGAACCUAGUCGUGCCUAUCCUUAGCACGAUAUUCCAGAAACAGUUCAUUGAUCAGCUUCUAGUGCACAUCUCUCGCUUGUCUUAUGACAAUAACCACAACCGCAAGGAGACUGUGGGUGACUUUUUCAAUGAACUAACUGUUCUUUGUGGUGGAAUUCUGGAACUAACCCCAAAUCUUGCGUGUGAGAAUCUUGACAUAAUCCUGAAAAGGGCCUCUCAGGAGCUGGAGGAUGUAACCCAUUUUGAGGACUGUGAAAAACUUAAAGAAAAUCUGAAGGAUUUAAGAGAGAAGCUGAAGAGUGAAAAGGAAAGACUCGACAGCAUGAAAACUGGUCUCUCCAAGCAAGUGAGCAGCAGUGGCUUUAGCAUGAAGCCACCAAAUGACUUCCGAGAACUGUCACAUUUCCCAGACAUAGAAGAUAUUGUGGUGCAGCAUCGUUUCGAGAAACCAUUUUUACGCCCCAACAAGGUUAACGUGCAGGAACAAGGUCAUUUCCAAAAUGUGGAUGAUUAUUUGGACGUUCAUUUUCGUCUGAUGAGAGAAGACUUCAUCCGCCCUUUGCGAGAGGGUAUUUCAGAUUUCCGGAAGUCAUUGGAAUUGCGGAAAACUUCUAAAGGUAAGAGGACACCUCGCAUUCAGAACGUCCGCAUUUACGAGAAAGUUAAAAUACUGCACGUCAAAACGGAAGAUGAGAAUGUUGGGCUCGUUUUGCACUUUGACCCGGAGAAGAAGUUUGCCUCUAAAAUUAAGUGGGAGUACUCCAAGCGGCUUAUGAUGGGAUCCCUCCUUGUGCUCUCUGAAAAUGAAGAAUUUUCCUCCAUUGUUCUUGUCACCGUUCACAAACGAGACCAGAAAGAACUUGAGGAGGGUAAAGUGGUGGUAGAGCUCUGUGAAGGUGGCGUGGUUUCUUUGGACUCCCUUCAACGCCAGUACCUCAUGGUAGAAAGCCAAGUAUUCUUUGGAGCAUAUUUACCCGUCUUGAAGGCCCUCAAGAACUUCAAUGAGAACAAUUUCCCCAUGGCAGACUAUAUAGUAUAUGGUUCGAAGGAACAGAAGCUACCAGAUUACGAGGUCCGGGCCCUGGCUGCCGGCAAGCGAUUUGAUGUGUUCCUCAAGCCUGAUGACCCGUCCACAAUUGGGUCCAAAGUUGUGGUUGAUGUGGGCGACCUGAAUACUUGGCCAUCCCCCAGCGAGCUGGGCCUGGACGACUCCCAGUACCGCGCUCUGAGCGGCGCGCUGGCCAACAAGCUGAUGCUGAUCCAAGGUCCGCCUGGCACGGGCAAGACCUUCAUCGGGCUCAAGAUCGGCGCCUUCCUCAUCCAGAACCAGGAGCUGUGGAGGUCGAAGGAGGAUCCCAGGCCAAUGCUGGUGGUGUGCUACACCAACCACGCCCUGGACCAGUUCCUGACGGGCCUCAUGUCAGUCACCAACAGCAUCGUCCGGGUCGGAGGCGGCUGCAAGGAACCCAGGCUGGAGCAGCACUCCAUCAAUUUCCUGCGACGUAAUGGUACUAGACCUGCGAGUCUCAGGCAAGUGUACCAGAACAUACGGCAGUCGAAGAAUAAGUUCCAUGCGAUUAAAAGCUUGGGGGACCGAAUUCGAGGCUGCUCAUCUCAACUGAAAGAGGACGCUGCUGGAAUAGUCAGCCUGGACGCGUUGCAUUGGUUCGGCAUCGUCCCGGAAGAGUACCUGGUUCUGACAGACAAGGACAUUCUGAUGUGGCUUUGCGGCUGCCGGAAGAACGGAGAAGUUCCAGAACUCGUCGAGAGAGACUUCUCUGAGCACAUUUUGCAGACCGAAGAGCCUGGAUUUGAUCAUUUGGAAUUUUCAACAGAAGAAAUGCCAAAUAUCACAAUGUCAUUUUCGUUUCGUCAAUACGAGGAAUUUCUUCGUGAACUACUGGAAGCGGAGACACCACCACGUCCGUAUCUGACAAACCUCAUGGAAGAUUUGAAACGUGAACUUUCUGCCACUGAGUACCCUCGGUACCCUGAGCAACAGGGUCAGCCCCGUCCUGCUGCAAUCUGGCGCUUGAACAGCAAUGAACGCUUUCAGUUGUACAGAUAUUGGAGAGAUUCUCUGCUCACUGCCCUGAGCGUCUUCUUCGAGCCACUGCUCGGCGAAAUAGACGCAACUCUUCCUGCCCUGUCGAACGAGCUCGCGAGCUGGAGGAUGGUUGAGGACCAGCACAUAAUGGCUGACUACGCCAUCAUUGGCAUGACCACAUCAUUUGCUGCUUCCCGACAACAGAUUCUCAAGGAGCUUAAGCCAAGAAUCGUUAUCGUCGAGGAAGCCGCUGAGGUGUUCGAAAGCCACGUUCUUGUUUGUUUGGCUGGUGAAGUGGAGCAUCUCAUUAUGAUCGGUGACCACCAGCAACUUCGCCCCAACCCCUCGGUGCACGAGCUGGGGGUCAAGUACCACCUGAACGUGUCCAUGUUCGAGCGGCUCAUCAACAACGGCGUGAACUACGUCACGCUGUCCACUCAGCACCGCAUGAGACCCGAAGUGGCCAGGCUCAUUUGCCCGGCCAUCUAUCCCAACUUGAAGAACCACCCCUCCGUCGCCGAGUUCCCCGCAGUGCUGGGCGUUCUGAAGAAUGUCUUCUUCGUGGACCACCAACACCAUGAAGAAUAUCUCGAGGAUGCCCAGAGCCACCAGAACAGCCACGAGGCCAAAUUCCUUUCAUCCCUAGUGAAGUACCUGCUGCUGCAAGGUUAUGACCCGUCCCGGAUUACUGUGCUCAGCACUUACAAAGGACAACAGUAUUUCUUUUCCAAGCUGAAAGCUAACUCACCUCACCUUAAGGACGUCAGGAUGACAGUAGUUGACAACUUCCAAGGCGAGGAGUCCGACAUCAUCCUGCUGUCUUUGGUGCGCAGCAACGAGGAAGACAACGUUGGCUUCCUCAAGACAGAGAACCGAGUGUGCGUGGCUCUGUCUCGAGCAAGGCACGGGCUCUACAUCAUCGGCAACAUGGCCAACAUGACGAAGGCCGACACGGUGUGGCGCAAGGUGGAGGCGGAGCUGCUGCAACAGGGCGGUAUCGGGCCGGCGCUGCCGCUACACUGCGACCGCCACGGCGAGGUGACCCUCGUCGCCACGGCCGAGGACUUCGCCAAGUGCCCGCAGGGAGGCUGCCUGCAGCUCUGCAAGACCCUCAUGCCGUGCGGCCACGACUGCAAGCAGGUCUGCCACAUCCUGGACAUGGAGCACAAGACCGCCAGGUGCAUGGAGAAGUGCGAGCGGCCGGCCUGUCCCCAGCAGCACGCUUGCCCCGAGCGGUGCUUCCGGAACCCCUGCCCGCCCUGCCAGGUGCCCAAGGUGGAGCAGCUUGCCUGCGGCCACUCCGCCACCAUGGCCUGCCACGUGGACCCCGCCGAGUACAAGUGCAAGGUUGUCGUGAACUGCACCCUGCCCGACUGCGGUCACGAGAGGGAGGCCAAAUGCCACCAACUGGCGCGUCUGGAGCUGCUGCCCUGCAAGACCCCCUGCACCCUCCGCAUGCUGUGCGGCCACACGUGUCGGUCCGACUGCCACGUGCGCAAGGAUCCCAACCACGAGCAGGUGAAGUGCAUGCAGCCCUGCGGGCAGAAGAGGCACGGCUGCCUCGCCGACCCCGGACACCAGUGCCGCCUGGUGUGCCACCAGGCGUGCGAGGAGUGCACCGAGCAGGUGCAGAAGACCCUGCCCUGCGGCCACAAACACAAGAUGAAGUGCAACGCGGACGCGUCCGAGUUCCAGUGCAGGCUCAAAUGCGACAGGACCCUGUCCUGCGGACACAAGUGCAGCAAGAAGUGCUUCGAGCCGUGCGAGCCGUGCACCGUGCAGGUGUCCAAGACGGUGCCCGCGUGCGGCCACGCGCAGGUGAUGAGUUGCGGCGAGUCCCCCGCCCUGUUCCGGAACUGCAAGGCUCCCUGCGAACGCCUGCUGCCGUGUGGACACCGCUGUGGAUUACAGUGUAGGCAGGACUGCCUGGGCGGCCGCUGCCGCCAGAUGGUGCCGUACCCGCGCGCCGCGGCGUGCGGGCACACCAUCAGCGUACCGUGCUCCCUCAAGAACGACUACGCCCCCAACAGCAGCGACCUGCUGGCGCUGUGCAGGCAGCCCUGCCGUGCCUUGCUCAAGCCCUGCGACCACCAGUGCGGCGGUUCGUGCGGGGAGUGCCUGCAGGGACGCCUGCACCAGCCCUGCAAGUCCAAGUGUGAGAGGCAGCUGCUCUGCGGACACGUGUGCAAGGAGGCGUGCCCCAAGGUCUGCCCACCGUGCACCCUGCCCUGCGAGCAGAAGUGCAUCCACUCGUCUUGCAACCACCGUUGUGGCAUACCGUGCGCUCCGUGUAAGGAGCCGUGCAGUCGGCGCUGCGCGCACGGCCAGUGCCCCAGGCGCUGCGGCGACAAGUGCACCUUCGAGUGCAAGGAAGCCUGCCGGGCGAAGGUGGAGGACUGCGGCCACGACUGCAUCGGGCUGUGCGGCGACCCCUGCGUCUGCAAGGAGUGCAACUUGGAGGAGGUCACCACCAUCUUCUUCGGCACGGAGGAAGAGGAAGGUGCCAGAUUCAUCAUGCUGCCCGACUGCAAGCACAUCGUGGAGGCAGGCAGCCUUGACGAUUGGAUGUCCGUCGACAACACGGAAGAUGGCAAACCGUCUGAGAUUAAACCCAAAGUUUGUCCCAAAUGCACUGCGCCGAUUACGAGCUGUCAACGAUACAGCAACGUCAUGAAGAAGGUCGCCAUGGACAUCGCGGCCGUCAAGAGGCAGUUCUACGACAAAACCAAGAUCCAGUCACACCUGGACAAGACUCGGGAGCUCCUCAAGGACAUAUCCAACUUCCCGAUAGAGUUCUCCUCGGCCCGCGUGCUGACGCUCGACGUGGUCCGCUUCCUGGAAGGCGUCGAGAAGAAGAUGCCGCGAGGCAGGGAGUCCGGCACCAGGAGGGUGUCGCCGCUCAACACGAGCGAGGCCAAGAACCUGGAGCAGAAGGUGCAAAUCCUCAGGAGCCUGUGGCGGAUUGUGGACAAGGUGGUCCAGGACGACAGCAUCAGCUCCAGCGGGAGGACGGAGAUCGAGCAGGCGGUGGAGCUGCUGUGCAGCAACCUGAGGCAGCGCGACCCGGUUCGACUCAGCGAGCAAGAGGCCUCCGACGUGAGCUUGGCGCUGGAGCGUUUGCAGCGUCUGGUGGAGCUUCUGCAAGUGGAGAGCGGGCCCAGCUUCCGGCAGUUGCAGGCAUCUGACAAACUAGCUCACGCGGACAUUUCCAGGGUCGUGAGGGGACUUUCUCCCUACUCUGAGGAGCAGGACCUGAGGAUCCGCAAGCAGCUGGAGGCGCUGGCCGCGUCGGCCCUCGUGAGCAUCUCCCGCGAAGAGCUCGCCGCCAUCGUGGCCGCCAUGGACAUGCUGCCGGGACACUGGUUCCGCUGCCCCAACGGCCACCCCUACUGCAUCACGGAGUGCGGCGGCGCCAUGCAGGAGGCCGACUGCCCCGUGGAGGGCUGCGGCGCUCGCAUCGGCGGGGGCAACCACCAGCUGCGGAGGGACAACACCCUGGCAGGGGACAUCGACAACGCCAGAGCUCCGGCGUGGAACAACACCAUGCAGUACUAUGAACUUUGAACGAGUUCCUCUUGUGUUGACGUGCUCAGUGAAAACUGUCAACAUCUCAUCACUCUAGUUUAUAACUUAUUUUUUAAGCGACGUAUCUGUCGUUGAUAUUAUUGUUCUGAUUUAUCUGUAAGGUUAAUAUUUAAUGAAGUCUUAAUGUUUUUAUCUGAUUGCAUAAAUGAUAGGUUAAUAUUUAAUGAAUUCUUGAUGUUUUUAUCUGAUUGCAUAAAUGAUGCAGAACCUCUGCCCUUCAGGGUUAAGUACUAUUCGUAAGUUAUUAUUAACGUGCUCUAUUGGGGCUUGGUGAUUCGAGUAAUGUGAUUUCUAUUAAGUUAAGAUGGCGUCUGAUUUUAUCGUAGUAUCUUAAACAAGCCCUAUUUUUAAAUGUACUCAAGAGCACUGUUUAUUCAAAGUGUCAAUAAAUAUUUUAUAGUGCA